Molecule: messenger RNA, 4657 nt
Organism: Mastomys coucha (southern multimammate mouse)
Lineage: Eukaryota; Metazoa; Chordata; Mammalia; Rodentia; Muridae
Gene: Nfe2l1
Product: nuclear factor, erythroid 2 like 1
Exons: 5
Coding region: 683-2908 (741 amino acids)
Biological process (GO): regulation of transcription by RNA polymerase II
Cellular component (GO): nucleus
Molecular function (GO): RNA polymerase II cis-regulatory region sequence-specific DNA binding; DNA-binding transcription factor activity, RNA polymerase II-specific
Source: RefSeq, a predicted model, not a curated record
CCGUGGCGGGCGGGUUUCCGAGAGCAGUGGAAGGAGGGGGCGGGGAGGGAAGCCGAGGCUGGGCGCUCCAGGCCGGCCGGAGGUGGCGGCGACGGCGGCGGUGGCGAGGCUGGGACUUGGGCUGAGGGCCUGCUGUAGCGGCAGCGGCAGACAGCGACCUCAGCAGCGGGGUUCUCUGGAAACCCCCCUGGGAAGUGCAGAGGAGGCGGGACACUCUGACCCAAGACAAAGACCUGUAGCUCCGGCCAAAGAAAAUAAACCUUAGGAAGGAGAAGGGGGAAAAAAAAGAGGGAAAGAAAGACUCCAUCAACUGUUGGGUGUGAGCAGCCGGCGGUGGAUCUCCAUAGAGGACAACUAAUGUGAAUCACUCCGAAAGUGACUUUGUAUGGACUGUGGUGAAGUAAGUUGAGAGGGCCCUGAGCGCCCAGACUGUGUUAGGAACCACUCAGCUUUGCGAGGUGAGGUGUGUCAAGAAGGGAAAAGUGAAUGUGGCUUUUGCUCCACGGGGUGUGCUUUCCUCUGGGGCCAUCAGAGAGUUCAGCCCCUGUGUUGUGCCAGGGUGGGGUACAGGGUUUCGCACCGAGGAGGGUGACCUGCUGGCUGAAGUGGCAGAGCAGUGGCCUUGAUUUGUCUUGUGGAAGAUUUAAAAACAAAAAAGCAUAAAUAUUCUGGUCCUUCAGCAAUGCUUUCUCUGAAGAAAUAUUUAACGGAAGGACUUCUCCAGUUCACCAUUCUGCUGAGUCUGAUUGGGGUUCGGGUGGACGUGGAUACUUACCUGACCUCACAACUCCCCCCUCUCCGGGAGAUCAUCCUGGGGCCCAGCUCUGCCUAUACCCAGACCCAGUUCCACAACCUGAGGAAUACCUUGGAUGGCUAUGGGAUCCACCCCAAGAGCAUAGAUCUGGACAAUUACUUCACUGCCCGGCGGCUCCUUAGUCAGGUGAGGGCCCUGGAUAGGUUCCAGGUGCCUAGCACUGAGGUAAAUGCCUGGCUGGUUCACCGGGACCCGGAGGGGUCUGUCUCUGGCAGCCAGCCCAACUCAGGCCUCGCCCUCGAGAGUUCCAGUGGCCUCCAAGAUGUGACAGGCCCAGACAACGGGGUGAGAGAAAGUGAAACGGAGCAGGGAUUCAGUGAAGAUCUGGAGGACUUGGGGGCUGUAGCCCCUCCUGUCAGUGGAGACUUAACCAAAGAGGAUAUAGAUCUGAUUGACAUCCUUUGGCGACAGGAUAUUGAUCUGGGGGCUGGGCGUGAGGUUUUUGACUACAGUCAUCGACAGAAGGAGCAGGAUGUGGAUAAGGAACUGCAAGAUGGAGGAGAACGAGAGGACACCUGGUCAGGCGAGGGCGCGGAAGCUUUGGCCGGAGACCUGCUAGUAGAUGGAGAGACUGGGGAGAGCUUCCCUGCACAGUUCCCAGCCGACGUUGCCAGCAUCACAGAAGCAGUGCCUAGUGAGAGUGAGUCCCCCGCCCUUCAGAACAGCCUUCUAUCUCCUCUUCUGACGGGGACAGAAUCACCAUUUGAUUUGGAACAGCAGUGGCAAGAUCUCAUGUCCAUCAUGGAAAUGCAGGCUAUGGAAGUUAAUACAUCAGCAAGUGAAAUUCUGUACAAUGCCCCUCCUGGAGACCCUCUUAGUACCAACUACAGCCUUGCACCCAACACUCCUAUCAAUCAGAAUGUCAGCCUGCAUCAGGCAUCUUUGGGGGGCUGCAGUCAGGACUUCUCCCUCUUCAGCCCCGAGGUGGAGAGCCUGCCUGUGGCCAGCAGCUCCACACUGCUUCCACUUGUCCCCAGCAACUCCACCAGUCUCAACUCCACCUUUGGCUCUACCAACCUAGCAGGGCUUUUCUUUCCAUCCCAGCUCAAUGGCACGGCCAAUGACACAUCAGGCCCAGAGCUGCCUGACCCCCUUGGGGGCCUGUUAGAUGAAGCUAUGCUGGAUGAAAUCAGCCUGAUGGACCUAGCCAUUGAGGAGGGCUUCAACCCGGUGCAGGCAUCCCAGCUUGAGGAGGAGUUUGACUCUGACUCAGGCCUCUCCUUGGACUCCAGCCAUAGCCCUUCCUCUCUGAGCAGCUCUGAAGGGAGUUCUUCUUCCUCUUCCUCCUCCUCUUCCUCUUCUGCUUCCUCCUCUGCCUCUUCUUCCUUCUCUGAGGAGGGUGCUGUUGGUUACAGCUCUGACUCUGAGACCCUAGAUCUAGAAGAGGCUGAGGGUGCAGUGGGCUACCAGCCGGAAUACUCCAAGUUCUGCCGCAUGAGCUAUCAGGAUCCUUCUCAGCUCUCUUGCCUUCCCUACUUAGAGCAUGUGGGCCACAAUCAUACAUACAAUAUGGCACCCAGUGCCCUUGACUCUGCUGAUCUACCACCACCUAGUACCCUCAAGAAAGGUAGCAAGGAAAAACAGGCUGACUUCCUGGACAAGCAGAUGAGCCGAGAUGAGCACAGGGCCCGAGCCAUGAAGAUCCCAUUCACCAAUGACAAAAUCAUCAACCUGCCUGUAGAGGAGUUCAAUGAGCUGCUGUCCAAAUACCAGCUGAGCGAGGCCCAGCUGAGCCUCAUCCGGGAUAUCCGGCGCCGGGGCAAAAACAAGAUGGCUGCACAGAACUGCCGCAAGCGCAAGUUGGACACCAUCCUGAACCUAGAACGUGAUGUGGAGGACUUGCAGCGAGAUAAGGCCCGAUUGCUCCGGGAAAAAGUAGAGUUCCUGCGGUCUCUGCGACAGAUGAAGCAGAAGGUCCAAAGCUUAUACCAGGAGGUGUUUGGGCGGCUGCGGGAUGAGAAUGGGAGGCCCUACUCACCCAGUCAGUAUGCCCUUCAGUAUGCUGGGGAUGGCAGUGUCCUCCUCAUUCCUCGCACGAUGGCUGACCAGCAGGCUCGUCGACAGGAGAGAAAGCCAAAGGACCGGAGGAAGUGAGCUUGGGGAGGCAGGGGGUGGACGCUCACUAAGACCGAAACUGGAGAAGGGCUGGGCCUGGACCUAACAUUGGGGACUUAAAUGCCUUCUUAUCCAAUAUAUCUUCUCAGAUGGGAUGACUGCGGGUCAGUGCACUGAAGAGGCGGGCGCAGGCGCUGUCUGGCUCAGCUGCCCCACUGGGAGUGGGCAGGGAUGACUAGACUAUUUGGGUGGUUGGGGUCCCCAGCCUAGUCCCUUUCUCUUGAGGGAAGGGUAGUGUUGGCAUGCUGGAGGUAGAGGAGUUGUGUGGAGUGAAGGCUGACAAAGGGAAAAAGAGAGAAAGUAGUGGAAAGUCUCAUGCCUGGAGGAGAGAAGGAAGGAAACCCCCUAAAAUGAAAGCAGUCAGAAGGACCAGAGCGACUGUUAGGGCUCUGGCCAGCUCUCUAGGCAGUGAGUGCAGGUGACUCUGGUGGCCUAGGGAGAGUUACUGGUAUGGAAACACAGACAUGGUAGGCCACGGAAGGCCUUUGUAACUGUUUCUUGAACUCCUGCAUCCCUGAAGGGAAAGAAGCUCUUGGAUGCACCUAGAAUAUUUCAGUUACUAAGAUGGGACACUGUAAGGAGGCCCAAGGAGGGCAGAGGGUAUAGGAAGUGAUAGAUAGCGAGGCCUGUGUUGCAGCAGCCCCAACAUCAAGCAUGUCAUUCACUGCCCUGCCACAGCCACCUCCCUCCCUAGCCAUCCCAGAGCUGAGGCUCCCACUGUCCUCAGAGAGCCUGCAUGGAAAUGCUGUCCUCUUCCACUCUCCUCCUUUUGUGGUACCCACCCUCACUAGCUGCCUCCAGCUCUGGAGUGGGGUGCUAUUCUGGCAGUAUCUGGAACUUGGCCUACAGCUUCCUCUGCAGGGUCUAAACAGGGAAGGCGAUGGUGUGGAGGAGAGGUCCCAGUGACAUCCAGGCACCAUUCAGCACAACAUUGGGAAGUGACUCUUCCCUCAGGCCCCUCUGCCUACUAACACCUGGGCUCCUCACUGGGGGAAAACAAACGCCUAUAAACCCCAGCAACAAAACCUAGUCCUCUUAGAAUUUCUUGCGCUUUGAUUUUUUUAGGGCGUGUGCCCUGUUACACUUAUAGGGCCUAGGAUGCUUGUAUUGAGUAAAAAGGAGAUGCCCCAAUAUUCAAAGCUGCUAAAUGUUCUCUUUGCCAUAAGACUCCGUGUUAACUGUGUAAACACUUGGGAUUUUUCUCCUCUGUCCCGAGGUCUGGUCUUGAUUUCUUUUUUGGGUUUCUUUCUAGGAAAAUGAGAAGUGCAUGCAAGGGGCAGGAGAUGACUCUCCCCUAGGCUUUCAGCUUUAGGCAGCUUCUUCACAACCCGUUUAGCCUGGACUCCUGGAGGACAGCCCUGGGGGAGGCAGUGAGAGGCAGCACCAAGAUAGCCAGAUGGUUCCAGGACCACAGUGAUUUUUGUUUUUGUUUUGUUUUUUAAACUGCCACUGCCGCCCUCCCCUCUCCCCCAAUCUUGGUCAGCUCUGGAGUACUACCUGCCCCAGACUAGCAGGGGUGAGUGGGGGAAGCACUGAUCCUCCUCCCUGUGCAGGGAGGAGGGGUUUCCUAACUGAGCAGUAGGGAUAGAAAGCGUGAGCCUGGGAGUGAUUUUUAUAAAUUAUUUUCCUUGUAGAUUUUAUUUUUAAUUUAUCUCUGUGACCUGCCAGGGAGAGGAGAGAAAGAGAAAUGCUGUGAGCACAUGACAAAAUAAAAUCAAAUAAAAUGGA